Centrocercus urophasianus (Greater sage-grouse) is the source of this 2226-nucleotide messenger RNA. RefSeq names its product cellular communication network factor 2 (gene CCN2). The record is from RefSeq and is a predicted model, not a curated record. The transcript has 5 exons. Lineage: Eukaryota; Metazoa; Chordata; Aves; Galliformes; Phasianidae. Gene Ontology annotation, biological process: cell adhesion; signal transduction. Gene Ontology annotation, molecular function: integrin binding; heparin binding. Bases 150 to 1184 code for a protein of 344 amino acids. Gene Ontology annotation, cellular component: extracellular region; extracellular matrix.
UCUCCCGCCGGGCUCAGAAGCAGCAAAGCGGAGCAGAGCAGCCACCGCCAGCCCAGCCCGAAUCCGGACAGCGUCGCACCGCGCUGCUGAAAGAAGCCUCAGCGACAGACGCUGCACCUCGUCCCGUCUCAUCGCACAGCAGCCCCAGGAUGUCCCCCGCCAGCCUCGCCGUCGCCCUGCUGCUCGCCCUCCUCGGCCCGGAGGUGCGAGGCCAGGAGUGCAGCGGGCAGUGCCAGUGCGGCGCGGGGCCCGGCCCCAGCUGCCCCGCCGGCGUCUCCCUGGUGCUCGAUGGCUGCGGCUGCUGCCGCGUCUGCGCCAAGCAGCUGGGCGAGCUGUGCACCGAGCGCGACCCCUGCGACCACCACAAAGGGCUCUUCUGCGACUUCGGCUCCCCCGCCAACCGCCGCAUCGGCGUCUGCACCGCUCGGGACGGAGCGCCCUGCGUCUUCUCCGGCAUGGUGUACCGGAGCGGCGAGUCCUUCCGGAGCAGCUGCAAGUACAAGUGCACCUGCCUGGACGGCGCGGUGGGCUGCGUGCCUCUCUGCAGCAUGGACGUCCGCCUGCCCAGCCCCGACUGCCCCUACCCGCGGCGAGUGAAGCUCCCCGGGAAGUGCUGCGAGGAGUGGGUCUGCGACGAGGCCAAGGAGCAGACGGCUGUGGGACCCGCGCUGGCCGCCUACAGACUGGAAGACACUUACGGCCCAGACCCCACUAUGAUGCGUGCCAACUGCCUGGUGCAGACUACUGAGUGGAGUGCUUGCUCCAAGACCUGUGGCAUGGGCAUUUCGACCAGGGUCACCAACGAUAAUGCUUUCUGCAGACUGGAGAAGCAGAGCAGACUGUGCAUGGUCAGACCUUGUGAAGCUGACCUGGAGGAGAACAUCAAGAAAGGCAAAAAGUGCAUUCGCACCCCAAAAAUCUCCAAGCCCAUCAAGUUUGAGCUGUCUGGCUGCACCAGCGUGAAGAUGUACAGAGCUAAGUUCUGUGGUGUCUGCACUGAUGGGCGCUGCUGCACACCCCACAGAACAGCCACCCUCCCUGUGGAGUUCAAGUGCCCCGAUGGAGAGAUCAUGAAAAGGAAAAUGAUGUUCAUCAAGACCUGUGCUUGCCACUACAACUGCCCUGGAGACAAUGACAUCUUUGAGUCUCUGUACUACAGGAAGAUGUAUGGAGACAUGGCAUAAAGCCAGGAGGAGCCGCUAACUAGAUUCUCAACUUGAACUGAUUUGCAUCUCAUUUUGUAAACAUGAUUCAAUAGCACAAGGUAUUUAAAUCAGUUUGUUUUUUUUUUUUUAAUUUCAACAAACUGCUCCAUGUGACUUAAGACAAUUUGUCUACUGACCCCAGACAGUGGUUUGAAGAAGGUAAAAUGGACUGUGGAACCACAACAAGACACAGCUUCAGAACAGUGCUGUUCAUGAGGUGGUGUGAAGGGGUUAAGGGAAAUGCACGGGAAAGGCAGACUUACGUGAAUGUUCCCUUAAUGUGGUACAGUGUUUUCUUCAUCUAGUAGUGCAAUUGAGAAGGAGACCAUAAGCAUGUUUGCUGACACAGGUAUAAGUGACAGCAACAGCUGGAAUGCAAACCCUCACCCAGAAAAGUGCGAAGCAGAAGGUGUUCUGUUUAGUCAGGACCGUAAUGUUUCAGCUCUGACACUCUGAUUCACAUGGCUUGGUCAGCAAGAAUCAGAAUCGUGUCUAUUUGACUGGACAGCUUGUGGCAGUUAGGAUACCUGCAACAAGCUACUUUUUAUUAAUAUUGUAAAUACUGUGUAUAUAUAUUUGUACAGUUAUCUAAAUUAAUUUAAGUUUUGUGCCUAUGUGUAAUGCUUUGAUAUUUCAAUGAUAGCCUUCUUCUUUGGAACAAGAUAGGUAGGAUCUGAAGCUCGUCUGACAAUGCAUUCAAAGUAUGAAAUGGAUACUUUAGUGGAAACUGCUCAGAGUGAAAUGAUGAGUGGAGUCUGAGAUGGAGAGUGUUAGCCUUGAGAUGCCUGUAUCCAUACAAAGCACUCGACUGUCUGGCAAAAUGCAUCUACCUCCACUUUAUUGAUCAAGUGGCUUUAAGAAAAACGACUCUUCUGUAGCUAAUCAAUCUUUCCACUUGAGCAUUUGUUUCUUUCUUUGACUAUGGCUCUUUUGGACAGUUUAUUUGUUGAGAAGUAUGACCAAAAGUUACAUGUUUGCACCUUUUUAGUUGAAAAUAAAGUAUUUAUAUUUUUUAUAUAAA